This is a messenger RNA of Jaculus jaculus (lesser Egyptian jerboa), 1290 nucleotides long. RefSeq names its product dehydrogenase/reductase SDR family member 4. The transcript has 8 exons. Lineage: Eukaryota; Metazoa; Chordata; Mammalia; Rodentia; Dipodidae. Gene Ontology annotation, biological process: retinal metabolic process. The record is from RefSeq and is a predicted model, not a curated record. The coding region runs from base 80 to 919 and encodes 279 amino acids. Gene Ontology annotation, cellular component: peroxisome. Gene Ontology annotation, molecular function: carbonyl reductase (NADPH) activity.
CCCGGCUCGUCCGGCCCCUCGUCCUUCAGGGCAGUCUCCUCCCCUAGCAGAGUUGAACCCAGCACCGCAGGCCCAAGCCAUGCAGAAGGCGAGACCGCUGCUAGGCCGCUGUGCGCUCGCGUGGAAGUCGGUGAGGAUGGCCAGCUCCGGGGUAACCCGCCAGAGCCCCCUAGCCAACAAGGUGGCCCUGGUGACGGCCUCGACCGACGGGAUUGGCUUUGCCAUAGCCCGACGUCUGGCUGAGGAUGGGGCCCAUGUGGUCAUCAGCAGCCGGAAGCAGCAGAACGUGGACCGUGCUGUGGCCACUCUGAAGGGGGAGGGUCUGAGUGUGACAGGCACUGUGUGUCACGUGGGUAAAGCCGAGGAUCGGGAACGGCUGGUGACCAUGGCUGUGAACCUUCAUGGAGGUAUUGACAUCCUGGUCUCCAAUGCUGCUGUCAACCCUUUCUUUGGAAACUUAAUGGAUGUCACUGAGGAGGUAUGGGACAAGGUUCUGCACAUUAAUGUGAAAGCCACAGCCAUGCUGACAAAGGCAGUGGUGCCCGAGAUGGAGAAACGAGGAGGCGGCUCAGUGGUGAUUGUGGCCUCCAUAGGAGCCUUCACUCCACUUCCAGGUCUGGGCCCUUACAAUGUCAGUAAAACAGCUUUAUUGGGCCUUACCAAGAACUUGGCCUUAGAACUGGCCUCAAAAAACAUUAGAGUAAACUGUUUGGCACCUGGACUCAUCCGGACUCGUUUCAGCAGUAUGCUGUGGAUGGACAAAGCACGAGAGGACAGCAUAAAAGAAAUGAUGCACAUUAGAAGGAUAGGCAAACCAGAGGAGUGUGCCGGUAUCGUUUCUUUCAUGUGUUCUGAAGAUGCCAGCUACAUCACUGGAGAGACAGUAGUGGUGGGGGGAGGAACCCCUUCGCGCCUGUGACGACCUGAAGACAGCCCACAGUCCAGACAGUCCAGCUGUCCUCUACUUCUUUUCCUACGUACCUAUCAUGUUUGUUCACCCCCACAAAAUCAGUUCUACCCUGUAAGUUCCAGCCUUCCCUAUGGUCAAGGUGUGGUCUGAUGAACAUUCCCGCCAUUCAUUGCUAUGGCCUGCAGAAAAGCUUCCGGGGGAGAUGGGUUAAGCCUGCUGAGAAGGCUGCCUCUAACCUUGGCAAAGACCAACAAGUAUUUUUCCCCCGGGUCUCUCUGGAGAAUUUGAGGGCGGGGUGGCAGAGACGGAACCUGUGUGGAAGGAACAGGGAUGGCAACUAACAAAUGAGGUGUAAAUAAAAUGAAGACGAUUGGUUGGUU